This is a messenger RNA of Dermacentor andersoni, 4685 nucleotides long. RefSeq names its product cytochrome P450 3A8-like. Gene Ontology annotation, molecular function: oxidoreductase activity, acting on paired donors, with incorporation or reduction of molecular oxygen; steroid hydroxylase activity; heme binding. NCBI's taxonomy places the organism in Eukaryota, Metazoa, Arthropoda, Arachnida, Ixodida, Ixodidae. The record is from RefSeq and is a predicted model, not a curated record.
AGGGAGAAAUCUUUAUUGCGCAUGAUAUUUUUGAAAUGCUUAUGCCUAUUAAGCAUGCGUGUAUUUAAUAAGUGCGAGUAUAGCAAUUUCGCUUUUGAUCUCCCGCGCCAGAGGCAACUUUUUGAUGUGGGCAGUAGAAGGCGCCACUUAAUAGGAGCAGAAAGGAAGUGGAGGCCAAGACGACUACUUGGAUCAUUCGACUGGCAACAGAUGGCAGCACGUCACGGCAACGUGUUUCAUUAGCGUGUUUUCGUCUCUCGUCGUUGCGCUGUAGCAAAUAAAAAAAAAAAAAAGGACUAGAGUUGGAAAGAAAAAAAGAAAGAAAAAAGAAAGGAGCAAAACAUAGGAGCGGCGCAUCAGUCACUGCGCGCAUUGGCGCAUGUGGGCGCGACGCUGCGAAUGAGACACUCACGCGCUAACUUUUUCAGUAGCACUUCGGCUCACACAGUAGCGAGGACCGGAUUUUCUUACGAGGAAAAGGUUUUGCGACGGCCCUGAACUGAGAUGGCUGUACUUUUCGGAAUACCGGACUGGGUCGUCUUGAUAUUGACGCUGGCAGUUCUUCUCUACUUUCGCGUAUCCCGAUAUAAAAACCACUGGAAGAAGCAGAAUGUUCCGCAUGAAAGCUACGCCCUGAUUUUCGGUCCAAUGCUCAGGAUUACGAGAAAGCCUUUUCACGAGUUGGACCUAGAGCGCUACAAGAAGUAUGGAAGAGUUUACGGCAUGUUUGAAAGUGGAAAGCCGUCGCUCUUUGUAGCAGAGCCUGAACUCCUCAAGCAAAUCCUCUUAAAAGACUUCCUUGUCCUUCCCAACAGACGUAGCGUUAAUUUCUUCGAGCCGUUAUUUGACUACAUGCUCAGUGUGAUCCCUUACCCUCGAUGGAAGACGAUACGAAAGUACUAUUCGCCAGCGUUUACCUCUGGAAAACUUCGCAAGAUGGAGCACCAAAUCGAAGCCUGCACCAAGUCUACGAUGUAUCAUCUUCAGAAGGCAGCUGAGGAAGAACGAGAUCUUGAACUGGGACAUUUCUUCGGUAACUUCACCUUGGACUUGAUUGCACGCUACGCUUUUGGAACCCACUUGGAUUCCCACUCUGACCAGACGAAUGAUUUCGUCACUUAUGCCAAGAAGGUGUUCGGCAAGGACUUCUCAGUGUCGCUCAUCGUGCACUUUCUCCUGCCAGGAGUAGCAAAAUUCUUCAGGUUGAAGUUUUUCAACCCAGACACCCUUGAAUACUUUCGGAGCCUGUGCCAGCGUGUGAUUAAAGGCCGCAUUGAUACAAAGAUCAGGCAAGAUGAUUUCCUACAGCAUAUGAUCGACUGCCAGCAAGGCACAUGUUCGGGAGACACUUCAAAGGAAGUAGCUGAUACAGAGGAAAGAAUAUUCGACGUAGAUUCGAAGUUGGCGGACACAGAGGACGUUCCGUCAAAUGCAUUGAGCGAAGAGGAAGCCAUGGCCCAAUGCUUCAUGUUCUUAAUUGCGGGCCAAGGAACGACAUCGACCCUGGUUGCCUUCACGCUUUACAUGUUAGCCUUGAACCCGGACGUCCAGGAGAAGCUUAGGGAGGAAGUCGACCUCUGCGUUAAAAAUCACGGUGAAUAUCCAGCGAUGGAAGUUGUGGCAAAGCUUGAAUACCUGCAUGGAGUAAUAUCGGAGAUGCUGAGGAUGUUCCCCCCAGCGUCAAGACUCGAGCGAGAAACGACCCAGGACUAUGUGCUCGGUGACACGGGUAUCAAGAUUCCAAAGGGCUGCGUGAUCGCAGUACCUUUGUACGCCAUGCACCACGACCCCGAGUACUUUCCUGACCCCUUUGUAUUUCGGCCAGAAAGGUUCAUGGGAGAGAACGCCACAAACAUACGGCCUUACACGUACUUGCCCUUUGGAGCCGGUCCUAGGAAUUGCGUAGGAAUGAGACUGGGUCUACACGCCGCCAAGAUGGCCGUCCUGCAUGCCGUCCGCAUCGCGCAGUUUGUGCGCACAGAUAAAACAAAGGUGCCUUUGGAGUUCUUUAAAGGAUUUGGCGUCAUAUCCUCCUCAGACAUAACAGUUGGCGUUCGCAAACGUGCUGCUACAAGCAAAUCAGCACACGUGGUGCUACGGACUCGCUCGCAUAAAAAAAGUUUGAUCCGCGCAGAAAGGCCUCAUAUGAGGAUAGUCGAUAUGUCUUUGCUAAGUUACUUCGUUUGUUACGACUGGCUGUUCUUAGCCAUUGCCUUUGGCGUUAUUCUAUACCUCCGAGCAGCCCGCCACCGCAACUACUGGAGAGACCAGAAUGUUCCACACGAGAAGUUUUCCCUCUUCUUUGGUCCUCAGAUGAAGCAACUCUUCAAGCCGCUUUAUGUUGUAGACCAAGAACUCUGCAACAAGCAUGGGCGCCUAUUCGGGUCCUUCGAAGAUGGGAAGCCGGUGCUUUACGUAGCUGAACCUGACCUCCUCAAGUUGAUUCUGGUUAAGGAUGCUGGGCUGACUCAGAGGAAGUUUUCUCAGUUCGAUGACCCUGUCUUGGCCAAUCUUAUGCUGAAUGCUGAAUAUGACCAGUGGAGAAAGCUUCGUUCAGCAACGUCGCCUGCUUUUACAUCAGGAAAACUGCGAAAAAUGCAAGCCAUCAUCGAUAGCUGUGCUGCAGUCACAUCGGAACGUCUGAAAAAGGCCGCAGCUGCAUCAGAAGACGUCGACAUGAAAGGGUUCUAUGGCCACUUUACCCUGGACGCCGUCGCAAGCUGCUCCUUCGGUUCUAAGCUAUCUCCGAAUUCUCCAGAAGAAGGAUCAUUCAUUAGGAAUGCAAGAAACGCAUUCUUUGCGGAAGUAACGCCGUCUGUUAUGCUAAAAGCACUUAUUCAGAAACUCGGCGAAACGUUCCGCAACCAUGUCUUCAACGCCAAAGCAUUCGAUUUCUACAAGAACGCAACAGUAGAUAUCAUCAAAAAACGUGAAGAUAACAAGAUUCGGCAUGAAGACUUCCUGCAAAUGAUGAUGAACGCCAAAGAAGUCGCAUUACAAAAUGCUGCGUCUGGAGAUAAAGCUCUUUCGGGCUCCGAGUUUGACGGUUCUGCACAGAAGCCUCAGGAUGUUAAAAACUUGACUGAAGAAGAGGCGUUGGCGCAGUGCGUCUUGUUCUUCCUGGCUGGUCAGGACACGGCUUCAACCACAGCGUCGUUCGCUUCUUAUCUGCUGGCAAUCAAUCCGCACAUACAGGAAAAACUACGAGCCGAAGUCGACGACUGUUUUCGGAAACACGGCAGCUCGCCGUCAUACGACGCGGUUUCAAAACUUUCGUACUUGGACUGCGUGGUGAACGAAACAUUGCGAAUGAUGGCGCCCGCCGCAAGGAUCGACAGGGAAUUUCUUCGGGAUUACGUGCUCGGCGAAACAGGAAUCAAGAUUUCCAAGGACUGCACCAUAAUAAUACCGAUACAAUCAAUUCACAACGACCCAGAGUUCUUCCCAGAGCCGCACGUUUUCAACCCUGACAGGUUCAACGAGGAAAAUAUCAGCUCUAUCCGUCCAUACACUUUCCUGCCAUUUGGUGCGGGCCCGCGAAACUGCGUUGGAUCGAGGUUCGCAUUGCAGCUUGUCAAAACUUGCCUUCUCCAUGUCGUCCACAACGUGCGGUUUGUCAAGUGCUCCAAAACAACGGUUCCUCUUGAAUACCGACCAGGAUACGGUAUUUUGCAACCCAAGGACCUAGUCAUCGGCAUCAGAGAAAGGAGCAGCUAGUCGGCAUCACUGACCCCACUUGCAUGACGGGUCAGAAAAUGAAGUUAGGUAGCGCUUUGGUUGCCAUAUCAAGUGUCAAACACUGCUUAAACGGGGCGCACCUACCCAGCUGACCUCUUCUGGAUGUACGCUCUAUCUGUGCUCUUCUAAUGCUAGGGGCAUAUGAAAUUCUUCACCAACUCCUUAUAUAGAUUAAAUGACUCCAACUGGAGAAGUAUACAAAUCGCAGCAUAAUUUUGCCGCUGAAAGCAUUUGCGCGAAAAAAAAUAUUCGCAAUGGUUUUAACUAUGCUAAGAUACCGGUGUCUCGGUGUACCGAAAGGUCGUAAAGAAAAACCGAGAACAAGCGAGAGGUUCUGUGUCGGUAGAUGGCAACAGCACUCCACUCGUGCCUAACUAGUUUUAUCGAUGGCCAAGUGGAUGUGCGAACGCGGUUUCAAAAUUCAAAGACAAUGUCUUUCUUAGCAGAUAAAAAGCUUGCCAUUUGACAAAAACGUGAGUACCCAUACAACGCUACCGAGGGUGCACCAUAAUAUGCCCCGGGCUUUCUGAGACUUUCGUUAUCGUGAAAGUUAUUUCAGAUUUCAGAAGUAACUGUUGGCCCUUUCUUGUGUUUCACUACUUCGUGUUCGUUCGGCGUAUGCGGCCGUGGUGUGGGUGUUGCAACAGGCAGGGUUUGCCUGGCGUACUUGGCCGUCAAUACCGCCUAAACAGGUGUUUCAACAAACGUUACAAACAUUUGGUACAAAGCUAACCUUCGCUUUUUUAUGCUUGCAUCACUAAAUUAAUGGAUACGUGGUAGAUUUUAACUGUCUCAAGCAUUCUUUUUUUUUAUGCACUGACUUUAUUUAUGUAAAACCACCUAAUAAAGGGAUCCCUUCUGCAAUGCCUACGAGAGCUAUGAGGGCACAUCUUGAUCAUACACCCAACGACCCAACUCUUCGUGCAAUAAAGAACUUGUGAACUUGA